This is a messenger RNA of Elgaria multicarinata webbii, 1233 nucleotides long. Its product is annotated as F-box only protein 44-like. The record is from RefSeq and is a predicted model, not a curated record. The coding region runs from base 147 to 1124 and encodes 325 amino acids. NCBI's taxonomy places the organism in Eukaryota, Metazoa, Chordata, Lepidosauria, Squamata, Anguidae. Gene Ontology annotation, molecular function: ubiquitin protein ligase activity; protein binding. Gene Ontology annotation, biological process: SCF-dependent proteasomal ubiquitin-dependent protein catabolic process; glycoprotein catabolic process. The transcript is spliced from 7 exons. Gene Ontology annotation, cellular component: cytoplasm; SCF ubiquitin ligase complex.
UCGAAGCGGAGCGCUUUCGAUCGCCUCCAGCUCCUCUUCCUCCGGAUCAGAAGCGGAUCCGUUUCCCAGCUGGAGAGGCCAGCGAGGGGUGGGGUUUGCUCCUGCCCCCCUUUCUAGCUCAGGCGGCGGAGACCCCUUGAAGGAAGAUGGCGAACAUUGAAGAUUUGCCCGAACACGUCCUCCUGGACGUGCUGUCUCUGGUUCCCGUGAAGGACCUGAUCCGCAACUGCCGCCUGGUUUGCGUGCGGUGGCGAGACGUCGUGGAUUUGCCGGCUUUGUGGAAGCGCAAGUACCACCAGAAGGCCAGUGACCUUAAGAAGUCAAAGACAUUCUAUAUCUUCUCCCACUUAGAGAAGAAUUUAAUCAAGAACCCUUGUGGCGAAGAAGGCUUGGAUUUCUGGGACAUCAAGACACUUCCACAGGGCCAAUGGAAAAUUAAGGAAGUAUCAGAAGCAGAUUCAUUAAAACUCCAAAAGUGGGACUUUCUUCAGAGGAAUUAUUAUGUGAAAGAUGAAGAUAUACCUCAUCAGCACGUGAAAAGAUGCUUUGCUGCGUAUAAUGGGAUCUGCACCAAGUCUCAGCUGAUCACCUUGAAAGACGAAGGCUACUGGGAUGAGCUGAUGGACGAAGGCAGGCCCACCAUUGCAGUGAAGGACUGGUUUUACAGUGACCUCAGCAACAGCUAUCAGCUAUGUGUGAAGCUGUUGUCAGCAGACUUCAAAGUCAUCCGAGAAUAUUGCUCGAACGAUUUGUACAAAGGCGAUUCGGACGGCGAAGGAUGGCGUGAGGUUUCGUAUACUUUUCACAACUUCCCUCCCGGAGUCCGCCAUAUCUACUUCCAACACCAAGGCGAGAAGCUGAAUUGGUGGCGAGCCAGAUGUGGCGUCAGCAUCGCCAGAUGCGUAAGAAUAACCAAAAUGAGAUCCAAAAAUAUGAGGAUAACCAAAAGCAGCGUCACCGUCGGCCCGUUUUCUUUGGACAAAGCAAUGUACGGCAGAGAGGGCAGGGACCUGUCGGUCUGUGUCAGAUGUCCCUGCCGCGGCAACUACAUCCACUUCUGCUCCCCUCAGUCUGCUGUCAACUGUAUCUACCCUCUGUUCUUGGAAGGAAUAGCUGGACUAUGAGGUCAUCCACCGACAUGGCCCAAGAGAGAUUGUCAGAUAUAUAUUCCUCCAAUAUCCCUGCGGUAUUGUCCCUUUUUGCCUUGGAUUUUAAAUCGAGAACCAAUUGUUG